Molecule: messenger RNA, 360 nt
Organism: Recurvomyces mirabilis
Lineage: Eukaryota; Fungi; Ascomycota; Dothideomycetes; Mycosphaerellales; Teratosphaeriaceae
Exons: 2
Coding region: 1-360 (119 amino acids)
Source: RefSeq, a predicted model, not a curated record
AUGACAAAACCUCCUAUCACACCCACCUCCAACAAUGAUAUGUCCGGGCUCGACACCAUCAAGCUGGAAGGUGAAUCUACUGACCCCGUUCUCCUCCAGCACAUCAUGGCCAAACUCACGAUCCAAGACCGUUCACCAGAAUUCGAGAGCAGAGUCCGGGGUUUCCUGUCGGCGCUUGGGAGGAGGCCGGAGAGGGAGGAUGUGGAGUGUGCGGCCAUCUUAUCUGAUGAGGGGGCUUUGGAGGAGUGGCUUUCACAGUUCAAGAAGACCUUUGGGAGGGGUUCGCUGGGCGGUGGCGGUGCAGAGGUGAUGGAGAAGGGCGAGAGCGGUGCGCCCUCUCAGCUGUUGAGGAAAGGUUGA